Messenger RNA from Durio zibethinus, 492 nucleotides. RefSeq names its product late embryogenesis abundant protein 3-like. NCBI's taxonomy places the organism in Eukaryota, Viridiplantae, Streptophyta, Magnoliopsida, Malvales, Malvaceae. The record is from RefSeq and is a predicted model, not a curated record.
AUGAGCCUGGAACAGAUAAGAAAGCCUGAGGUCGACGAAUAUUCCUACCAGGAACCCAUCACCGUUGGAGAAGCUUUAGAAGCAACAACUCUAUCUAUUGCCGACAAACCGAUUGACCCAAGUGAUGCAGCUGCAAUUCAAACAGCUGAGACGAGAGCAACUGUCCGCUGUGAUAGACAACUUGGUGGCCUAAGCGCAACUGCUCAGUCUGCGGCCACUUUCAAUGCCCGUGCAGCGCGAGACGAAGAUAAGAUCACCAUCUCUGACGUUUUACCGGAUGCUUCUGUAAGGUUGCACCAUGAUAAAGCUGCGACAGAUGAAGAUGCUGAAGAGGUAAUACGGGCAGAGCGGACGGUCAAGCCUGCUGAGAGUACAACGCCUGGUGGGGUGGCGGCAACGAUGGCUUCAGCUGCUAGGGCAGUUAUAUCGGAGGCUUUAGGCUUUAAGAUAACGGAUAACGGGCAGAGCAACUUUGUUGUUAAUAGCAUUUAG